Molecule: messenger RNA, 1836 nt
Organism: Gallus gallus (chicken)
Lineage: Eukaryota; Metazoa; Chordata; Aves; Galliformes; Phasianidae
Gene: LIM2
Product: lens intrinsic membrane protein 2
Exons: 7
Coding region: 990-1580 (196 amino acids)
Cellular component (GO): membrane
Source: RefSeq, a predicted model, not a curated record
CCCCACCUCCCCGGAGCGGCCCGCGAUGUGGGCGCUGCUGCUGCUCCCCCUCGGGCUGAGUCUGACCCCACAACCGCCCGGUGUCCCCCCCGAGCCGGGGGGGGGCUGCAGUGUGUGCCGGAGCCCCCACCGCCGCCACGUGGAAACCAACGGCACUCUGGGGACCUCCAUCACCCUUCAGUGUCCCUAUGGGGACAUCCAGCUGGGACCGCUCCUGGCCGUGCGGUGGCACUUCGGGGGGGUCCCGGUGUGCAGCCAGGGCCGCCGGCCCCCCCCCAGCUGCAGCCCCACAUAUCGGGGCCGGGCCGGGCUGGGGGAUCCCGAGGGGACACUGCUGCUGCGGGGGCUGCAGGACGGGGAUGAGGGGACGUACAGCUGUGUGCUGCUGGGGAGCGACGACUGCGCCUGCGGGGGGGUGACGCUGCGGCUGUGGGGUGCCCCCUGCAGCCCCCCCUGCUCCGACGCCUCCACAGCUGCUGCCUUCAGCCUCAUCCCACCCCCACUCCUCCUCCUCCUCCUCCUCCCCACCCUCAUCCUGUGUGUGUGAUGAGUGUGUUUGCGCGUGAAUGUGCACACGCGUGUGCGUGCGUGUACACACGGGAGUGCGUGUACGCAUGCGCGUGGGUAAGAGCACACGUGCGCACGCAUCCGUGCACAUGCGCGUGCACACGGGAGCGUGCAGGCACGGAUGUGCACGCGUGUGCGUGUGAGUGUGCACAUGUGAGCGUGCAGAUCUGUGUCCCCAAUGUCACCUCCCACACGUCCCCGCGCCCCCACGUGUGCCACCCCCCCCCCCCCAUGGCAGCGGUGUCCCCGUGUUGUAGAGGGGGCACCGCAGUGCCACCCCCUCCUGUCCGCCCCCACUGUCCCCAUUGUCCCCAUUGUCCCCAUUGUCCCCAUCGUCCCCACUGUCCCCAUUGUCCCCUCGGUCGGUGGCGGCUUUUGGCGCUGUCAGCGCCCGGAUCCUUCCCGGCUUUGUGCCCCACACAAUGGCAGCGCCACGUGCGCCGACCCGAUGUCCCCUCCGCGUCACCCGGCGGGACGGACAGACGGACAGAGGGACGCUGUGCCGGCGGGGGCUGAAGGGCCGGAUGGCUGCGGGGGGGCUGCUGUGCGCGGCCAGCGGGCUGUGCGCGCUGCUCGGCGCCACCGCCACCGACUUCUGGCUGAGCCCGCGGGGACGCGGAGACGCCGUCGGACUGUGGCGGUUCUGCACCGCCGGGGGGCACUGCCGGACCCCCCCCGGGCAGCCCGCGAUUUGGGACGCCACGCGGGCGCUGAUGCUGCUGGCCGUGCUGGCUGCUGCCGUUGGUUUCGCCGUGGGGCUGUCGGCCGCCGGCGGUGCUGCAUGGAGGGCGCGCGCACGCGUGGCCGGGAUGGCCAUGCUGCUGGCUGGGGCGCUGGCGUUGCUGGGGCUGGCAGUUUGCACGGCGGGGGCGCGGGGCACUGCCUGGCACUUCUCCUGGUCCUACAUCCUGGGCUGGGUCGGCGUCGUCCUCAUUGGCUCUGCAGGGCUCUUCCAUCUCUGUGCCGCUGCAAAGGACCUGUCCCCAGAGAGCUCUGAAACAGGGGGAGGCUGAGGGGUUCUGGGACCUCCAUCCCACUCCUCCCCCCCCUACAGUGCCCAUAGGAGUGUGGUUGUGCGGUCACUGCUGCACCAAGUUGUGUAUGGUCACUGUAGGCUGACCCUGCCCAACACUUUGCCCCCUCCCCCCUCUUUCCCACCCCCCUCCCCCAAGUUUUGCUGUGCCAAUAAACUGCCAUUCCCCCCCAGUGUCUGUUUGCUGCUGUGUCCUAUGAGAUUCGGGUGGAAAAAGGGACUUUUGUGAAGUUCCA